AUGUUGCCCAGAGACAAGCAACGUCGCACAACGCACUACAACUCGUCGCUUGAGAAGGCUAUGAGCCACUCGGAGGCAAAGCAGUUCUACCAACGACAACGCGCCGAGAUGCUCGAGAGCCCGACCUUGACCAAGACGCGCACUCUGAGCUCAAACGUCGCCACCGAUGCUACUGCAACCUCUCCGCUCAACCCUUUGAGAGCCAGCAAGAGCAACACCAGCCUGCAAGCAAACGAUGCCACCUACAAGUCUGCCCUGUCUGUUGGCGUGGCCACUCCUGCGAAACCUCCCACAAGCGCCGACGUUCAAACUCCCGCCCUCGGCCACGUAGAUGCUGUCCGCAGCCUUGCUGCCCACCAGAAUGACGCGCCUUCGCCCUUGAUGCAAGCCGACCGAGAUGCUCGUGCUCACCAGAAUCACCCCAACUUGCCUCACGAGCAGAAACCUUUCCUUGAGCAACAAGGUCUACACGGUGCAGGAGCUGGUGUUGGCUUGGGAAGCGGCUCGGGAGGCUUCGCUGUCGACGACUCAAAGGUCACGGCCGAAUUGACGUCCAUCUACAGCAACAUCCAGAAGGUGCUGGACCUCAGACACAAGUACAUGCGCCUGUCUCUCCAAGGUGCCACAGACAAUCCAAAAGAUGAGCCUGGCUGGACCAUAUACCCUCCUCAUCCUGACCCUUCGUGGCAAGAUUACGAGUCCAACAUGACCGAGAGCCAGCAUCUCAAGACGCCUCGCAGAAGACCUCGCAAGAUGGGUCAGAAUAUCGGUGAGGACUUUGAGCUUGACGACCUGAUGCCUUUGCCUGGUCCUGGAGAAAUGGCCUUUCGUCUUGAUCCAAACGGCGUCUACCAAGUCUAUGAGAACAACAAAGCCGCCGAGCUCGACACCCCUAUCGUUCACAUUCCUACCAUUCGCGAGUUCUACAUGGACCUUGAUGCCAUCUUGACUGUAUCAUCGGACGGUCCCAGCAAGAGUUUUGCUUUCCGCCGUUUGCAAUAUCUCGAAGGCAAGUUCAACUUGUAUAUUCUGCUCAAUGAGUAUCAGGAGAUUGCAGACACGAAAGCUGUGCCUCACAGGGACUUCUACAAUGUCCGAAAGGUCGACACUCACGUCCAUCACUCGGCUUGUAUGAACCAGAAGCAUUUGCUGCGCUUCAUCAAAAGCAAGAUGAAGAAGAGCCCUAAUGAGGUUGUCUUGUACCGUGACGGCAAGCACCUGACUCUACGAGAAGUCUUCGAGAGUAUCAACCUAACUGCAUAUGAUUUAUCCAUCGACACACUCGAUAUGCAUGCUCACACCGAUUCGUUUCAUCGUUUUGACAAGUUCAACCUCAAGUAUAAUCCUGUAGGCGAAUCACGUCUUCGUACCAUCUUCCUCAAAACAGACAACUACAUCCACGGUAGAUACUUGGCCGAGAUCACCAAGGAAGUCAUUGCCGAUCUCGAGGCAAGCAAGUAUCAAAUGGUAGAAUGGCGCAUCUCCAUCUAUGGUCGUGACCUUGAAGAGUGGGACAAGUUAGCGGCAUGGGUUGUAGACAACAAGUUGUACUCCCCCAACGUACGAUGGCUGAUCCAGAUCCCUCGUCUCUACGAUGUCUACAAGAGCUCCAACUUGAUGGAGAACUUCGAGCAGGUCAUCCAAAACGUCUUCCAGCCUCUUUUCGAGGUCACACAAGACCCUACCUCACAUCCUAAGUUGCAUAUAUUCCUCCAGCGCGUCAUCGGCUUUGACUCUGUCGAUGACGAGAGUAAGACAGAGCGUAGAAUCUAUCGCAAGUUUCCCUUGCCGAAGGAGUGGAGCACAGGACAAAAUCCACCUUACUCGUACUGGAUCUACUAUUUAUUCGCAAACAUCUCUUCGCUCAACGUCUGGCGCAAGCAGCGUGGCUUCAGCACCUUCCUCCUCCGACCUCAUUGUGGUGAAGCUGGCGAUACGGAUCAUCUUGCUGCUGCUGUUUUGUGCUGUCACAGUAUUUCGCACGGUCUCUUGCUGCGCAAAGUCCCGUUGCUGCAAUACAUCUUCUACCUCGAGCAAAUUGGUGUUGCCAUGUCACCCUUGUCGAACAACGCGUUGUUCCUUGCUUACGAGCGCAAUCCUUUCCUUCUGUACUUCCGCCGCGGCUUGAAUGUUUCGCUGUCCACCGACGACCCCCUGCAAUUCGCCUUCACUAAGGAACCUCUCAUCGAAGAGUAUGCGGUGGCUGCUCAGAUUUACAAGCUUAGCGCAGUUGACAUGUGCGAGCUCGCGAAACAUUCAGUAAUUCAAAGUGGAUUUGAACAUUCAGUCAAGCAACGCUGGCUUGGUCACAACUACUCCCUGCCUGGAGUUGCUGGAAACGACAUGGCAAAGGUCAAUGUGCCGAAUAUUCGCGAGGCGUUCCGUCACGAGACUUGGUUGCAAGAACUUGCCAUGUAUGCUAAUCUCCCAAAUGGCAGAAACUCACCGACGUUUACUGAUUUCCCGCUCUAG
Molecule: messenger RNA, 2472 nt
Organism: Aureobasidium subglaciale EXF-2481
Lineage: Eukaryota; Fungi; Ascomycota; Dothideomycetes; Dothideales; Saccotheciaceae
Exons: 1
Coding region: 1-2472 (823 amino acids)
Biological process (GO): IMP salvage; AMP metabolic process
Cellular component (GO): cytosol
Molecular function (GO): AMP deaminase activity
Source: RefSeq, a predicted model, not a curated record